AUGGGCUUAGACGGUGAGACAAUCCCAAGGUCUAUUAUCGAGUUUCAGGCCCGAAUGGUUAACAUGAGCCUGCUUUCAGAAGAGACUGGUGGUCAAACAUCUGAUGACCACCUAAAGAGUCAUCUUGAGGGAGACAUCCGAUCUCAUCGUCCUUUUGUUCGCCCUCUAUUGUUGGGGAUUGACUGUGACCAUAACCAGUCCAGUAAGAUACGUGAAGAAAUCCACGAACUUCCGGACAAUGUAAGUGAAAUUUGCUUUGACGAAUCGAUUCGAACCUGGUCCCUGUACGAUGAAAGUUGCGACGGAUAUUCUACAGCAGGAUCUGGUGUGAGUACUGUCGGCAAUUAUGACUCUGAAGAUGACAGUUUGUCUUCUAUACCCGACGACGACUUUUAUUCUUGUUGCUCUGAUACUCUGGACAUAGUAUUUGAAGAUUUACCUGAAACCGUGGCUAAUUGCUUCGCACAGUUGGAUUUGGAUUGCAUAGAGAACACUCAUACAUUUGCGCCGACCGCUAUUAAAAAUGACAAGAUUGACCUUCUUGGUGUACUUCCUACCCAUGAAGAAAUUGUCAGUGAGCUGGCUCAAGCUCUGAGAAUAGGCCUUCACUCGAGUAACGCAAGUCAAACUUCGAAGUCUUCCCGCGAAACUAGCAGGCCUGGAACACCUCAAAAGCGCGCUGAACUUGAUCUCAUGACACCAGAGGCUAAUAAAGGUGUACCUCACAAGCUUUGGAUAACAGAGAAAUUAGUAGAGCACCAAAAUUCUGCACCGUACCUUCGCUCCCCUCUAUCUUCUGGUGACGUGGAAGAAGGCGGUUGCUCACUGGCUAGCUUUGUUACCAAGCUUUGA
This is a messenger RNA of Penicillium angulare, 852 nucleotides long. RefSeq lists its product as uncharacterized. NCBI's taxonomy places the organism in Eukaryota, Fungi, Ascomycota, Eurotiomycetes, Eurotiales, Aspergillaceae. Bases 1 to 852 code for a protein of 283 amino acids. The transcript is spliced from 3 exons. The record is from RefSeq and is a predicted model, not a curated record.